UGCAGGUCCCACAGGCUAUUAAUUAGGGAAGACUAGAUUGUCAUGCUGACGGCUAUGUUUUGGGUUCCCUUUCUAUCUAAACUCCAGAACAGCUGCCUGGAAAAAUAACUUGAUAAACUCCGCAACAUGUAGUGAAACUGUUCUGCUUCCAGACACUGAGACAUGUGAAGCUGAGAAGGCACCAGAGCUACAAAAUCCCAAACAAGAAAGCCGAAGAUUCGCAGAAGAACUGACUGCACGCAGAUUGCAAACUAAUGAAGACUAUUGCAGAAUCUAACUAGGUUAAAUUUCCAGGAACCCGUACAGAGUCGUACCUGACCUCUCUUGGGUGGCUUGAUAUUUUCAUUGCAACAUCAAAAUGAGAACUCUAUUUCUAAUCUUUCUCCUGCUGCUUAUUGCUAUUACUGAGUGGACCACUUGCGCUCAAGAUGAACAUUCCUGUCCUUCUACAUCCCAAAAGAGGAAGAUUCAGAACAGGCGCAGGAGACUAUUAUCGAAAAGUUCCAUGGCAAAGCAACAGAUGACUAAGCCCUCAACCACUCGUAAUCCGGAAUUACACAAGCCUGUCUUCAAUGCAGAUGAUGCCAUAGUGCACGUUAUACAAACAAUUUUAGGUGUUGAUGAGCAAGCUCCAAAUUACAACAUACUACCAGUAAAGAAAGGCCAUUGCACGGUAAAUGGAAUGGUAAUGUUUGACAACGCAGUGUGGUCCCCUAAGCCUUGCGUUACAUGCAUGUGUUCAAGUGGAAAAGAGAUUUGUGAUGAAACCAUCUGCCCUCUUCUAACAUGUCCUAUUACUCUGACUCACGAGGGAGAAUGCUGCCCAGUCUGCAGCAACACCGUUCAUCAUCACCAACCUCUUCAAGGGCCUGAUAGAAUUUUAUGGGAAAAUGUACCUGAAUCUUCUGGGGAUUCUUCAGAACUAAACAACAGCAAUGAUCUGGUUAUUUUGAAGGCCCCAAAAUCACAACAAGAAAUAGAUGAGUUAUUUAAAACAGAGGAAGGAAAAAAUUCUGAAAAAGAAAAAGCAGAAGCAAAAAAACUGAAACAAAAAAAGAAAAAGGGAGACCAAAAACAACCGAAAGAAGAAAAAAGAAAAAAACAGAAAGCCAGAGAGAGAGAAGUUGAAGAUGAAAAAAGAAAAGCAUAUGAAGAAGAGAAAAUGAGAAAAAUAGAAGAAGAAAAGAGAAAGCGAGAAGAGGAGAGGAAGAGGAAUGAAGAGAAGAAAAGAGAAGAAUUAAAUCAGCUGCAGAGGCAAAUACAGAGAGAGAGGGAAGAACAAGAGCAGUACGAGGAAGAUGAUGAUGAUGAUGAUGAAGAAGAAGAGGAAUAUAUUUUGAGAGGUGAUGUUUUCAGGAUCUCACCAAGAUUUCCAGGUUCUCGUCGGCCUGCUGUUAUACAUCACCCUCCAUUGCCCCCAGGUUGUUUUAUCUCAGAAACUACAGUUACCUGUUCCAAUGCUAAACUAAAGCAAAUACCACCUAUAUCCGACCCUGAUGUGAAGAGUAUGGAACUUACAGACAAUGCUAUCACUUCAAUUCCAAAAGAAGCAUUCAAUGGCAUGCCAAACCUGGAAAGGAUUGACCUCAGCAGGAACAGUCUUACAUCCAAUGAACUAGACUCACAAGCAUUUAAGUCACUGAAAACUUUAAAACGUCUGUACUUGGAUGGAAACCUACUGAUCCAUAUGCCUACUGGAUUACCAUCUAGUUUAGAGGAGUUAAAACUGAAUGACAAUAAACUUGAGGGCCUGAAAAAACACAGUAUGGAAGACCUAACAAACCUGGUAACACUGGAACUGGAAGGAAACCAGCUGAGCGAAGGCAAUGUUAGUCCCUUAGCAUUCAAACCAAUGAAACACUUGGCUUACUUGCGCCUAGGAAGGAAUAAAUUCCGGACAAUACCACAGGGACUUCCAGUGUCUAUUGAGGAACUCUACUUAGAGAGAAAUGACAUUGAGGAAAUUGUGGAAACUGCAUUUAAUCAUACAAUAAAUCUCAAUACAGUUGUGUUAAGGCACAACAAGCUUGAAGAAAGCAGAAUAGACCCACUGACUUGGAUCUUCCAUAAGAACCUGGAAUCAAUAGAUCUUUCCUACAACAAAUUUUACCAUGUCCCAUCAUACUUACCAACAUCUUUACUGCACCUUGUGUUAGUAGGCAAUCAGAUUGAACGAAUUCCAGGUUAUGUUUUUGCACACCUUAAUCCAGGACUGGAAUAUCUGUACCUUUCCUUUAACAAAUUAGACAACGAUGGAAUUGACCAAGUUUCUUUCCAUGGAGCAUACCACUCAUUAAGGGAAAUAUUUCUUGAUCACAAUGAAUUACAGAACGUGCCGUUUGGAAUAGAACACAUGACAGACCUUCAUAUUCUAAGGCUUAACAACAACAAAAUCAGAUCUGUGUCUCCAUACUGCAUCUGCAGUGCUGAAGAUGAAGGUGAUUCCAGCAUAGAGCAGCUUCAUCUUGAAAACAACUUGAUCAAUACAAGGGAAAUCUCCCCAUAUGCAUUCUUCUGCAUCAGAUCAUACUCCAGUGUCAUUCUCAAGCCCCAGAAAGUCAAGUGAAAUAUGGCAUUGAAUUUCUACUGAAUAUGGUUUUUGUAGAUGUUAAUAACAGUUAUGGAGUAUGACUCCACUAUGUAAUAAAGUCAUCAUAAUGCACAA
Molecule: messenger RNA, 2665 nt
Organism: Xenopus tropicalis (tropical clawed frog)
Lineage: Eukaryota; Metazoa; Chordata; Amphibia; Anura; Pipidae
Gene: ecm2
Product: extracellular matrix protein 2, female organ and adipocyte specific, gene 1
Exons: 11
Coding region: 359-2566 (735 amino acids)
Source: RefSeq, a predicted model, not a curated record